AUGGCUGCUCCUUUACUCAUCACAGCUACACAAUGUUUUGCUCACAAAACAAAGCAAGAAGAGGAAUUACAAGUCGAGCAGAUCUACAAAAGAUAUAGAGAGCUCAUAAUCCCAAACCUUCCUCGGCAAAAGGGAUGGAUGAGGGAGCACUCGUGCCUGUAUCAAGGCUGUUGGAUCGACUCGAAGAUCAUUGAAGGAUCUAUGUACUUACAGGAGCACUUCAAAGCUCGGCCAACCGAUGUUCUCCUUGCCACUCCCCCGAAAUGCGGCACGACUUGGCUCAAAGGCUUGAUCUUCUCGAUCAUGAACCGAGCAUCUUAUGAGCCAAGUAUGAAAGAGCACCCUCUGCUCACGAGUGGCGUGCAUGAGUGCGUGCCUUUCUUGGAGGUGAACCUGUUGAGGGGGCCCCCUAUCGGGGACCUGGAGGUCCUGCCCUCGCCCCGCCUGCUGUGCACUCACGUUCCCUACUCCAUGUUGCCGGAGACGGCCAGAGGCCACGAUGGCUGUCGCAUCGUGCACAUGUGGAGAAACCCUAAGGAUGCACUCGUUUCCUUCUGGCACUUUGCGGGCGUUACAUACUAA
Messenger RNA from Punica granatum (pomegranate), 582 nucleotides. The record is from RefSeq and is a predicted model, not a curated record. NCBI's taxonomy places the organism in Eukaryota, Viridiplantae, Streptophyta, Magnoliopsida, Myrtales, Lythraceae.